This is a messenger RNA of Gavialis gangeticus (Gharial), 1200 nucleotides long. Its product is annotated as serine protease inhibitor Kazal-type 5-like. NCBI's taxonomy places the organism in Eukaryota, Metazoa, Chordata, Crocodylia, Gavialidae. The transcript is spliced from 11 exons. Gene Ontology annotation, molecular function: protein binding. The record is from RefSeq and is a predicted model, not a curated record. The coding region runs from base 280 to 1200 and encodes 306 amino acids.
GGAUCUAUUUAUCAACUUCUUCCAUGACAAGACCUGGGGUGUGUCUCAAAUGUGUCCCAUCCCUGUGGAAAGCAAUUACAUGGCUGGAAUCAUUAGAACUGGGAGCCACAGUCAACCAACUGGUUUUCAUGGCUAAUGAGGGCUCUUGAGGAGGUUACGUCAUCGGGAAGGCGGAGAGCCUGGUCACCUACAUAUACCCGACCUGACUGGAGCUGCUCUGUGGGUUUUUCCUGAGCAAUGCACUGAGGAGUCAGCCCAGGCUCAGUCGUUGUCCUCGCCAUGAAGAUAGCAGGUGUCUUUGUGCUCCUGGCUCUGGCCUUUCUCUGCUUCUUCUCAGAUGUUGCCAGCCAGAAAUGGAGCAAGUUUUUUCAGGACCACUGCAAAGAAUAUCAUGGCAUCUCACGCACGGGGGCUUUUUACUGCAAUAGAAUUAACAGCCCUGUCCGUGGCCCGGAUGGCAAAAUGCACCUCAACCAGUGCCUCAUGUGCAAAAAGCUGAUGGGAAGAGGACUCAGUAAUGCAGGAAAUGGUGGAGAAGGCAAUGGGAAGGAAAGUGGAAGCGGAGACUCGUCAGGAAAGAUCGACUGCAGUGAAUACGAGGAACUGUUCAAGAGCGGACAGUUUUCCUGCACGAAGGAGAACGACCCCGUGCGAGAUUCCUUCGGCAAGGAGCACAGCAACAAGUGCCUUCUGUGCGCGGCGCGGUACAAAAAGGAGAACAGGCUGAACCCUACCCAGAACAACCGAAGGGAAUUUGGGAGAGUCAAGGUUGACUGCAGUGAAUAUGAAGAAGCAUUCAAGAGUGGGACACUUUCCUGCACACGGGAGUCGGACCCCAUGUGGGAUUCCUCUGGCAAGGAGCACAACAACAAGUGUGUCCUGUGCGCAGAGCGAUUCAAAAAGGAAAACGGGAUGACCAACAAAGUUGAGGACGACUGCAGUGAAUAUCGGGUGCAAAUCAGGAACGGUGGGAAACUCUUCUGCACGAGAGAGAUCAAUCCUGUUCGUGACGCCUCUGGCCGACAGCACCCCAACAAGUGUUACAUGUGUGCAGACAGGUUCCAAAAAGAAGCUCAAAACAGCGGUCGGCCUCGUGUGACCUCGCAGUCAAGCCGGGAUGGCUGUGGCGGUUCCGGGUCGCAGCAAGGAGAGGACAGGAGACCCUCCUGUCCGACCGCUCAGCCCGGCUACAGGGGGUGA